This is a messenger RNA of Cryptomeria japonica (Japanese cedar), 2322 nucleotides long. Its product is annotated as cytochrome P450 704C1. Bases 510 to 2045 code for a protein of 511 amino acids. Gene Ontology annotation, molecular function: heme binding; iron ion binding; oxidoreductase activity, acting on paired donors, with incorporation or reduction of molecular oxygen. The transcript has 6 exons. The record is from RefSeq and is a predicted model, not a curated record. NCBI's taxonomy places the organism in Eukaryota, Viridiplantae, Streptophyta, Pinopsida, Cupressales, Cupressaceae.
AAAGAAAAAGUCACACACCAUUAUCUUUAUCUGCAUCGAUGGAGCAUUCCUUUAUAUAUUUUAUAUGCAUUGAUGAUUUCUAGGUUUAGGGGGUAUCUUUAUCUUGUUUAUUUGGUUUCAGAGUAUACUUGCUAAACUAUCUUACUCUUUGUCAACGCAUCUACCGAUCAGGCCCAUGACAAACAAUCUGCAAAGCAUCCAAAAUCUGGGGUUUUAUCCUAAUUUUGAUUUUCCACUGCUUAUGGCCAUCCACUUCAUAUAUAAGCUUAAACCCAUUUUCAAAGACUCGUUUUAUAAUUCACUCUUUGUCAAUGCAUCUACUCAUCAGACCCAAAACAAUCUGCAAGAAUAUCCAAAUUCUGGGGUUUUAAUCCAAACUUCGAUUUGCUACUGCUUAUGGACACCCACUUCAUGUAAAAGCUUAAAACAACCUCCUCCAAGUAGUUUAGCAUCGGAGUAGCUUUUAAUAUUUAUUCGAAUUUUGCACUACUGUUGUGUUAACAACAAGAAUGGUGUUGAGCAUAUUUGCAGCAGCAAUUGUAUUACUCCCAAUUGCACUUGCUUCUCUGCUUUUUUUGCAGAACAUUUUCAAAAGCAAGUGGAGUAGUGAUUCAUACCCACCUGUGGCCGCUACAAUAGUUGGUCAUAUUCUCAAUUUCAAGAGGAUACAUGAUUUCUAUGCAGAUCAUCACUACCGCUAUAAAACAUACAGAUUAGCUUAUCCUACUCACAGCUAUGUUUAUACGACUGAUCCUGCAAAUGUGGAGUACAUACUCAGAACCAAUUUCACAAAUUAUGGCAGGGAAAAUUUCAACCAUGAAAUUAUGGCAGAUCUCCUUGGGGAUGGGAUUUUCACCGUGGAUGGAGAGAAAUGGAAGCAACAGAGAAAAUUAUCAAGUUUAGAAUUCUCCACCAAAAUUUUGAAGGAUUUUAGUAGUGUUGUUUUUCGAAAAUGUGCAGUGGAGCUUUCUGGAAUUUUAUUAGAAGCAUGCAGAACAAAUAAAAUAGUUGAAAUGCAGGGUCUCUUACUGAAAUCAACAAUGGAUUCAAUCUGCAAAGUGGGUUUUGGGAUAGAGAUGAACAGCUUAUCAAAGUCGAACUCUGGUUCAGAAGCUUCUUUUGCAAGGGCUUUUGAUACUGCAAAUGGUAUGGUUUUAUGGCGUUAUCUUGACAUUACUUGGAAAUUCAAAAGAUAUUUCAAUAUUGGAUCAGAGGCCAUCUUGAGAGAGAGUAUCGAAACUGUGGAUGAUUUUAUCUACAAGAUCAUUCAAAGCAGAAGGCAAGAGAUUUCUGCACAAAACGGCAAUGAAAAGCCAGAUCUACUGUCUCGCUUUAUUAGAUUAAGUGAAGAAGGGCCAGAAAAAUUAUCUGACAAGUAUCUACGGGACAUUAUGCUGAAUUUCAUAAUUGCUGGUAGGGACACAACUGCAGUUACACUCGCUUGGUUCAUUUUUCUGCUCUGCAAGAAUCCAGGUGCUGAAGAAAAGAUUCUUCAAGAAAUUCAUGAUGUGGUUGAGGAAAAUGAAUGUGGAUCCUUGGCAGAAUCUAUUAGUAUGUUUGCCCAAGGUCUAACACACAGGGUAUUGGAUAAGAUGCACUAUCUUCACGCAUCUUUAUCAGAAACAUUGCGCUUAUACCCAGCUGUUCCGGUGGAUGCCAAGCAUGUCGAUUCUGAUGAUACCCUUCCAGAUGGAUAUGGAAUGAAGAAAGGUGAUUUGGUGAACUAUGUCCCUUACUCUAUGGGCAGAAUGGAAUAUCUUUGGGGAAUUGAUGCUAAGGAGUUUAAGCCUGAAAGAUGGCUUGAGAAUGGGGUUUUCCAAUCUCAGUCACCUUUCAAAUUCACAGCAUUUCAAGCGGGACCUCGCAUCUGUCUUGGCAAAGAGUUUGCAUACCUGCAAAUGAAGAUUGUUGCUGCCGUUCUUCUUCGUUUCUUCAAAUUUGAAGCUGUUGAAGGGAAGGAAGUCACAUAUCAACCUUCACUUACACUCCAUAUGAAUGAAGAUGGAUUAAAUGUUCAUAUCAAAUGUCGGUCAGAUAAUAAGUGAAAACAGCUUAUAAGGCAUAUGAUUUAGUUUUAGUUCAUAUCCUUUGUAGGUAAUCUGACAUUUUCCUUGAUCAUUGUAAUAUAAUCAUAUUCAGAUGUCUACUUAGAAGGAAGAUGGUUAUUAUAAUAAGUAUCUGUAAUGUCAGAUAUCCUCUUAGGUUAAGUUUAUGGCUUAGUUUAUAGUGUUUGUAGAUUGGGAUUUCCUUUUCAUCUCCUAAAACAUAAAUUUUGUUUAUUGAAAUACUUAUUCCAGACAUUCAAGGCACUCUUUUUGUUUU